This is a messenger RNA of Aspergillus brunneoviolaceus CBS 621.78, 538 nucleotides long. RefSeq lists its product as uncharacterized. Bases 1 to 318 code for a protein of 105 amino acids. The record is from RefSeq and is a predicted model, not a curated record. The transcript has 2 exons. Lineage: Eukaryota; Fungi; Ascomycota; Eurotiomycetes; Eurotiales; Aspergillaceae.
AUGACUUCCUCCUUACCUCCUCCGGUGUCCGUCUGCAUAGUCCUCGGCGGCGAUUAUGCUGCUGCUGCUGCUGAUGAUGAUGAUGAUCAGCGGUUGUCAUCUACCCUCGCCUGGAUGGCCUCCCUGUCAACCAUGCCCCAACUUACAGCCACAGUGGAACAUAAGCAGGCCUGGACAGCAGCCAUGGUAUCGAUCGUGAUGAUUGACAGGGCAUCUGUCGCAUUCGUCAUUCUCGGGCAGGGUUUCUCCAGUCAAAUCUUGAAGUUCCUGAGACGGUUCCGAUCGCAGAAUAACAAGUAUGAGAAUAUGGACUUUUGAGCCCGUUCGAUAGGCAAUGGUCCAAUAUACGCAACGCAGAACGGGAAGACGAGAUCUCAUGUCGAUUGUCGGCUGGCUCGAUACGGGGAUCGAAGAUGAAGAUUCCAGACGGGUACAGACAGCAUCAGCAUGGCUGGUGGGGGAGUGAGGUCGUUACCGAAUGUACAGAGUACAUACAUGUCCCCGAUCGGUCUAGUUGCAGCACAGCCAGGUCCUGCUA